Molecule: messenger RNA, 15994 nt
Organism: Spirometra erinaceieuropaei
Lineage: Eukaryota; Metazoa; Platyhelminthes; Cestoda; Diphyllobothriidea; Diphyllobothriidae
Source: the annotation of a GenBank genome assembly
AUGCUGAUGUUGGUUGAAAUUCUGGUUAUUUGUUUUGUGGACCAGGGGGUGUGGUGGAACGCCAAGGUGUGGCUCCGUCCGAGCCAUCCACCUGCGGCCUCCCUCGUCUCCGGUCUUCUUGACUCUGUCUUGACUCCGGGCCCAGGCGGGGGAGGAGGAGAGAGUGUAGGUAGAUGCAGCGCAAGUCUACCGGCACUAUAAACCUCUGCGUAAGUCACCGUCCCUGCUCCCACCGCUGCUGCAGGUGUGGCGCACACGGUGGACAUCAUCGAAAUCGAUAGUCGAACUGUCAUUUGACCUAAUUUGCGUGCACGUUGCAGUUGCACCGACCCUGUGGCACACCCGGUGAGCGUCGUCGCCUAUGACGGUCGAACUCUUCACGCCUUUCCAUAUCAUUUCUGGCGGCAGUGCAGUCACCUGCAAAGGCUCCGAAUUGAGAUCCAAGGCUCCACGAGACGAACACGAUGGAUACACAUAUAUACGCCUCUUCUAUGGCAUCGAGAGCCUUACUUUAAAAUUGCAACCAGAAUCUAGGUUACUUUGAAAUAUUAGCAUCUUCCCCGGCUUUUUUGACCGUCUCGCGAAAACUGUAUAAUACGUUUAAAUGUCCUUGUACCUACUGGUUCGCACGAAACUUGCCUAAGAUUAGUACCUAUGGGACAGUUAACCAGAACUUAAUGCACAACUUCAACGAUCAACAGUAAGUAUUACUUGACGAUAUUUCUAGAUGAAUGAAUUUGAUUCAAGUGUACGAGAACUAUUUCCAGCCAAUUUGGACGUUAAUCAUUAAACUUGUCUGCGUUUAAUCUUUCAGAUGUACAAUGAAUGACUUUAUAAACCAACGUGGCCAAGUGCUGUUGUCAACUCCUGUUAAAUAAACCGUCUUGAUGCUUAUACAAUGAAAAAAUACUUCGGGUCAUCAUUGACGGGACCUUUAAGUCAGUUAUGCAGUCAUACUCGGAGAGAAUGCAGCCAGAGGCCUUGAAUGACCCUGAUCCUACAUCUACAGUCUUGCAAAAUAUUAUUUUUCCUUUUCCUUGUUAGACCUUACCGUUGCUACUGCUACUUUAGGGCGAUGGAAGGGUUGAUUAGCACGCAGACAUUGACGUAUACGUCAGACAGCGUGUAGGAGUUUUGUUCCUCAUUUCACUUUUGACAGAGGAAGUUGCAGUCGCUCUUCGUGCAUGAUGGACAGUGACGUUGUUUGUCUGGCAGAAUGCUUUUUUAACUGAGCGCAACAUUAUCAUUUUAUUGCAUUAUAAGCAUUCAAGAAAAACAAUCUUAUAGGAAGCGGUGGAUAGUAAAAAGAACUUGGCGUAAGAAAAGCACCGGAAGUUUUGCUGCGACUUAUAUGUCUCUAAACCGGUACUCAAGACAAUUGAGUAGCGAGUUCUACAUAAUUACAUCGGACCAGAUAAGAAAGGAUACUUUUGUUAAUAUACGCAGAAGGGAGUUCAAGAAAGCCCAUGAUGGGAGGAGGUUCGAAGGCUGGGAAAAGAAUACUGCUCGAAUAACGCCCUGGAUCUGCUCACGGAUGCAUCACCAGGAACCACAACAGACAGGAAGGAUGGGUGGACAGGGGGGAGGGGUGCGAAGUUGGUAGGACACAGGUGAUACGCCACCAUAUGUCUACUAAAGUUGAAUGCCUUCGUAUUCGUGACAGAUACCUUACUUACAGCCACCCCCAAUCGAGCCGCUGAUUGCCACAAGCUCACCUCUGGUGUUUAUGAUAGGUGCAAUAACUUGUUUCACUUUUAGUACCACGAGAAGCAGAGUUCGUCUACGUGAUACCUGCGUGUCUGGUAAUUCUGCCCAGACAUAGUCUUAGCGCUGCCUGAGGAGGGGGAGCAAAUUGCGUUUGUUGAUCGACUACGUGCUGAAAAGCCACGAGCCAAGCAAACUGCAACUCAUUCGGCUGUCACCCCAAGUAAGGUAAGAAGGUAGAUCUUUUAGGCAGGGAUGCUCUGAGACGUUCUUGACGAACUGAAGCGCUUGAUAAAGCUUGUGGUGUGGUUUAAACUCCCGUUUUGACUUCGAUGGCGUUUCAAAAGCAGUUUUUACCCCUCGCUGGCCACGCUACCUAUCUCUAUCCGCGUUAACCCCCAAUGGAGCCUACUGAAACUAAACUACAAUGCAGGGAGGAAGUUUUCAUUUUCUGCCUACAAUCUGGAUAGAUCGUUUCACGCCAUGCGACAAAAUACCCCCGAGCUCAUUUUACAUGACGUCAGCCCUUUUGGGUAUAUGUGAGAACGUUCCCAAAUGAUCAAAGGACCUGGGGUCCGAAUCUGGGGUAUGCAACCCGAAGUUGGGUUAUCACUGACUGUGACGCAAAUAAGCCAGAAAUGACCUUUCUGGUGCCCCUGUGUUUGAUGGUGCGACGGUUCGACCGUCUUGACCGACGAUGUCCCCCGUGUGCUCCACAGCAGGGUGAGAGUAGGGGCGGUGACUUGUACGCGGGUCAGUUUAAAAUGAUAGUAGGCUUGUGCAGCAUUUACUUCACUCUCUCCUCCCCCACUUGAAUCCGGCGUCAAGACAGAGUCAGGAAGACCGGAGGCGGGAGAGGCACGACGAAAACCCCCUAGUUCACAACGCACAUUGAUUAGGCAUUUAUAUCACUAGUAAAAAGCAGGCGGCGAAAUGGUGUAAUGAGCACCAAAAUACAUCUACCGCACCCGCCUCAACUGCCCUAGCUGUCCGCGCACAUUCACUUGCCGCAUGGGCCUCCUAGGCCACCAUUACAUCUUUUUUCACGAACAGCUACAAGGAGCACGACCGCACUCAAUAGCACGCAACGCAAGCACGUAAUUGGCACCUCUGACGUAAGUGGAGAAGUGCGUCCCUCAGCUCGUUCUCCGUGUGGUCCGUCCCCCUGCAUGUGUGGUCCGAGCCUGAGGCUAUAACGCUGCACUGAACGCCGCGGCCUGGAAGGUUGACAAAUGACGAUGGUACCCAGACCUCGCAGUCAGCCCAGGGUGUUUUUGUGCAGACUGACCGGCUCUUAGACUGAGUGUCAGACUACAAUGACCCCCUUUUAACUCGACCUCUGGCAGUCUCAUGCAUUUGAGAUCCGAGCCUUCUGUCCUCUUUGUGUGUGAAGUCCUGGUGCUCGUGAUUUGAUGACUAGGUCUUGCAUGCAGCGCACGCAGACGAGUUCCCAAACUCUGUCAGCCACUGUGCCAAUCCGACACCAGACAACUAACCAGUCCUGGCAAUGACUAGGGUCAGGGACUGGGAAUAUCGAAUGAGGUCGACAACCCAGCCCACUUCCCUCAUUAUAGACAAUCUGGCGCCCUUGAAGCUACCACGUCGCGCUAAAGGCCGUGGCCUGAAAUGUUUCCCACUGGUGAGAUAACCAAGACCUUGCAUUCAGCCAAACCCGUUUUGUGGAGAGUUGUCGACUGGUGAACUGACAGCCAGGCUGCAAUGGCUCCUUCCUAAUGUGGCCUUUAUGACACUCAGGGUCGUGGGAUCCGAGCCAAGAGUAGUGGCAGGCGUUUGUACCUCUCCGAUUGCGCUCCCUCUCCUACAUCCGGUCUUCUUGACCUGGUCAUGGCACAGGUCUAGGCGGGGAGGAGGAGGAGAAGAAGAAGAAGAAGAAGAAGAAGAAGAGAGUGUGGUAGGUGCAUCAGAAGUCUACUACCACCAUAAAUUUAAUAAAGCGCAAGUCACCAUCCCUGCGCCAGUAUGUUGUGGACCACACGGUGGACCUCGUUGGAUACACCGGCCGAAAUGUCACGUCCCAUCUGUUUUCUUUUUGUCGCGCGUAUUAUUGCUGCCGCCGCUUGUUUGUCUGCUAGACAAAGCCACACAACGUGCGCUCCGCCCUGUAAUUAUGCGAUAUCAUCCAGCUUCGUUUGCAGGUAGUAAACAACCCAAGUCUGCAUCAUGAGGGUUACGGACAAGGAAUGGGCAACUGCUUUUGGUUGUUAUAAACAAAUCCCGUGCUCCUCUCUUUCCUUUUAUCUACUCAUCCAAAUCAGGCAGUUCACCUCGUCCUUAGAGUUAGAAAGAAUGCAGUGCCAGUUAGUCCACACAAGUAGCAAGUGUAUUCGCCGUAGCUCAUUUGGUGAACACUUGCGUGAUUUCAGAAUGCUGCCCGACGAUGCAAGGUUGUCAGCUGCACGAGUUUCUCCUUCGUCAUAGCCUGAGUUAACUGGAAAGAAAUCUGUUUAGUUACUUGGACCUUAUCUGCCCUGAACAAAUAUCCAUCUGUCAGUACUUUUUAUGGGCAGCUUAUUUUGAUGUUACGAUGAAGGCUCAACCAUAUGUGAAACCUAGGAUUCCCCAUGCUGGUUAUGGUUAUACCGGCAUCAAAUGCGGCAUUGCUCCUGUAUGUACGCGUUUUCCCCUUGUCAAAGUCCUUCUUCGUUCGGAACAAACUGUUACUUAAGUAGAAUCUAAUUUGAACAAAUAUCUACUUGUCAGUGCUCAUUCUGGCCUGUCCAUUAUUACGAUACGAUGUGGGCACAGUUAAAUAUGGAACCCUGGAUUCCCCGCGCGAGCUUUGGUGGCAUAAGCGCAGCUGUACCAGCCGCCAAAGCGAACUUUCAAAAGGCUGUUUACGAAAAAUAUAUAAGUUGCUAUAGCUACAGAAAGAUCCGGUAGACGCCCCUGUACAUCGCGCGUCUCAGAGGCGACAACAGUUUGGCUUAAAACCCGUAAUUGUGACUCAUUCUGCUGGGUGAGUAAUACCGGUGCCCGCUGAUUGGCCUAUAUGGCUAACCUAUGUUCUCCGGGCACAUGGCCAAAGUCCCAAUCAGAAAAUCACUUUCGUUUCUGACCCUUGUCAAACGUCUACCUUCUGAGCGGUAGAACAGUCUGCCAAAAUUCUUGUUUGGAUUGGCAACCUGACUGUCAACUGUGCAGCGCUUACUACUCAACGAUCCUCCUACAAGAAGGCGGCGUGUCAGGAGCUGAAGAUGCACUCUACGAAAGCAUUAUUUGCUACCCUAAAAAUAUUAUUCGGGUGGUGGUCGAAACACUGAUAUUCAGGGAAAAGAGUUUUAUGUUACUCCGCACCAAACAGCGGUCAUAUGGAACAAGCUACACAAGCACACAUUUUACCAUAAGUAAUAAAGAGUUUUCUAUCCUUUUUGAUUUUCUGAGUGAACGGAUCAUUGUGGAUAGGAAAGAUUGACGAAUAACAUGUUUUGCAAUUGCGAAAAUUUCCAUAGAAGGAUACGAAAGACCAGCUGGCAAGCAUGCGUGUGUUUUCAAUAAAUUUUCGUCGAACCAGUACAUUUAUAUGGGAACGCGGUACACGUAGAACACGUGAUAGACCAGAGAAAUCAAGUACGGCUCAUCUUUUCACACCAAUGGGGUGUGGGUAAAGGGGGAGGAUGACGGGGGCAGGCCGUUGAGAGAUGCAUGCAGUUAGCCGCCCUUUGGUUACGGUAGGCGUGGAGCUGGUACCAGGUUCAUCUCUGCGCGCAAGACUGACUUUCGUAACCUGAUGACAGUCGUCUCUGCUGUUGCUAGUCCACGUAUUUCGGAGAGACCUUGUAAACCACAGUGAAGAUUGCGUUGGGGUCCACAUAAUGCCCCGAAUCAACCGUAUGUGCGAAAGUAGUACUGUUUUGUGUUCUCAGUUUCGCCUUUUCUCAACCAUUCCGGGUGGUGUUCUCUUGUUAUUCUUUUGAACAGUCGACUACUGAUGUGACCAAUAUGGAAAAUUUCACAGGAGCAAGUAAAGAAGUGGAUGCACAUGAAGGUGGUCUGAGCUGACAACUUAUGCUUGCCUUCUCGGUUUUAAACGGGGCUCAUAGAGACGGAUAUCCGGACUCUCGCAGCUGAGAAGGUUCUCGAAACAGCCUGACGUGGAUGUCCUCUCAGUAGUUUACUCUCUGUGUCCGCUUUAAAAGGAACUUCAGGGAGCAGAGUUUUUUUCCACUUGCCCUCUCAGCUUCUGCUAGCAUUUCUUUCGGUGCGUAUCCCAGUAUUUAUGUAGAUACUACGUGGAGCAGUGUAAACCGUAGAGCGAGGCCUAAAGGUAGGUUCGAAUAUGAUUCGAAAAGUGAGUUCUUUUGCCUAUGGCAUACACAAUGUUGGUAUUUUCGGAAAGGUGAAAAUGUAGUACAUGCGCCCAAAUGUGUUGUUUGUCUGUACCUUAGAAAAAGGUGGAGUACGUGGAUAUUCGUCAACUUAUUAUCCCACCAAAGCACAUUUUAGACCUAACUUACUAGGGAGUGUUUCCCAUUGAAGUCAUUUUAUGUGGAGCUCUAAUUUAUUCUUCGGAGUCUAUGAACCUGACACAAAAAUCAGGAUUAACUAUGCCGGAUGUCAGUUGAGAACACUAAAGACAGUAGAGUAUUAGGAAGACCACUAGGCGAGCAAGCGCAUGCUUUCGUUAAAUUCUCAUCGGGCCAUCACAUUUAUAUAAGAACGGGGCACGUGUAAACAUGUUAUAAGUAAGAGAAAUCGAUUACAGUCCUCUCUUUCAUACAAGUGGGUUGUAGGAACAGAAUGGCGGAGGACUAAGGAACAGUGAGUUCGGGGGCAGUGAGGGUUAGGGGACCGGAGGGUAAUGGUGAGGAGGAACAUCCGUCCAUCAAGUGUACGGUGGAGGUGAAAACGGCAGAUAUACUCCCUUUCUUAACUGCCCUUUUAGGCAGAAGGGCUGAAGGUAGCGAUCGAAGGAGUCCAUUGGAAGAAAUUUUGUCUGUACAAUAUGCGAACCCUUCAACAGUCUAGUCCCUGGUUUCGCGCAGAGGGCUAGAAAAUUUGUUUGGCCGACAACAUUGGCAAAGGCCUUAGAAAGAUCCAGGACCUGCUUCGCGAGAACGGGUAUACAAGCAAAUUUAUUGCGAAGAAUACUACAGACAGACCUACAGUACCCAUCAUGAUGAAGGCGGAAAAGAAAACUCUGUUCCUUACGUGUAAUGUACAAGCUAUCACUGAACCGUCCUAAGCCACUGGGUCGGCAUCUACUAGCAACAUCAGAAGCGACAAAAGUCCGGUCUUGUUUGCAUAGUUGAGUCUGGUAUAAGCUCCACGCCUACCGUAGCCAAAGGUCGGCUAACUGCAUGCAUCCCUCCGUCCCCCCCCCCGUCCUCCUCCCCCCUUACCCACACCCCAAUGGUGUGGAAAGAUGAGCUGUAUUUGAUUUCUCUGAUCUCUCACGAAUUUUACGUGUGCCCCAAUCCCAUAUAAAUGUACUGGGUCGACGGAACUUUAUUGAAGACAUGCAUAUGCUCAUCGACUGGUCUUCUGAAUAAUGUGUUUGCAUGGUCAGCGUGAAGUUUCUCGUCGGAAGCCGCCAGUCUUCGAUUAUCCAUGAGUUUGAAAAUUCGACAGUUCGGCCGUCGUGACCGACGACGUCCAAAGUAUACUCCACGUCAAAGCGAGUGCAGGGACGGUGACUUGCGCAUGAGUUAGUUUAUGGUGAUAGUGGACUUGCGCUUUGCCUACCGCACUUUCCCCUCCCCCCCCCCGGACCCGGUAGCAAGACAGAUCCAAGAAAACCGGGACUGGGAGAGGGCCUAGGUGACUGACGCGACAUGAACCCGCACCUAGGCGCACCACCACAUCCCCUAGCCCGUAAGGGACACUCACCAGGACAUUAUACAUCAAGAAACUGGGAGACGAUGCCAAUUCCAAUUUACGCGGCGUGGACCUCCAACCGGGUCUGCCGACACAUCCCAUGUCUUGGCAUCUGUUAUGGGUGCUCAUUCUCGAUAACGCCUCCUGGACAUCGAUCUAGCCGCCGUGUUGGUCCAACGCAUCUAACACGUGACCCGUUUUGGGGGACACGGUUAAGCAAUUCAACGAUCUUCUGAGACACGGCCUGCGUCCCCGCGCAUUUCCAAUGUUAACAGACACGUACCUGUGCACGGAACACACAGGUCACAUGUAUACAAUCUCCUGUUUGCGUGUUACUAAAAAAGUAGGGACAUUGUAACGGACAAACCUCGGGUUUGUGGCUGCAUGCGUGACUGAGGUAACACAAGCUAGUGACGGCUGCAAAUCUAAAACGGUUCUUCCGACUUCCCUUGUCCUUGACGGUAACACCCCUUGGCUAGUGAACACCCGCAAUGAAUGUACUACACCUGGUGCACAUGUGCAAAUAUUAGCCAGGCGCACACCACCAAAUGAUAGCAAACAAGGACGGGGCUUAAACGCGUCCCAAUACUUUUUAACUGCGCCGCUGUUUUCGUUAAGGGUUCCGAAGACGUACGUUUGUCCUUAUACCUGUCAUCCGGCCGUUGUCACCAUCCGUCAGUGCGCACAGACGAAACCACGGAAUCGUUUUCUGGAACUAAUGCAGAGUGAAACCACCCAGUACCCGGAACCUCCGCGCCAUUUCGACGUCGGCAGUUAAUUGGUGUGAGCAGGACGCUUUGCCUAAAUGUCCUGCAGUUAUUUGGCUAUUUUUGAUAUGGUGGCUCAAAAAGGAUUGAGCGAUGGUCUGGAGUUCAUCAUUCCCGCGGUAGCCCUGCAACUUGAUGGCAACUAGGAUCGAUCAUUUCGGUUGUGUAGGUACGAAAACAUGCUGUCCUGCAGGACGUGUUCAAGCGGCCGACGGAUUUCCGUUCUCAAACGUUCCCCGCCGUCAGCAAGCCGAAAGUGAGCUCUAGAUAUCAGUGUACAGCAGAUCGACCGAGACAGUAACAAUAUCAACCUUACACUGUAAGAACGUAUGCGGGCAAACUCUAAGCGAGAGGUGGUGGUUAACAACUGCGAGCCAGCUUCAGGGUAUUUCAGAAUCAGUUAUUUACAGGAGCUGUUCAGAGUUAGCGAAUGUCCAAAACCUGCAAGCCCCAGUAAGGCAGGAAUGAGGGGGUCGGCCAGCCUGUAAAUCAGGAUGAAAUAUCGUGCGAGCAAGUUGUUUAUCCGAUGCUUGGUGAAACUUCUUGGGAUCACUGCGGUUGGAAUCACUUGCAAGUCCGUCUCAAAACUUCACCGUCAGAUGGUGCUCCUAAAACUCCAAACGAUAAAUGGGCAAAAUUGUUCCUAAUGCACACAGUCUCAUUUUAGGAGCCGGUGGACAGCUGUUAAUGAUAGUGCAAGUGCUCAAUCUGCCACUGCAGGGCCGAAUUCAAAAGUGACGACGCGUGUAGUCAAUGCUCAGCACGAGUUCAGAUUGGCUGAGAUCGUGCACCGAGAAGAUAAAUACAAAGUUGAAAUGGUCGACAGCAUUCAUUUCCAGUCACACUAACCCACCCCCUAAAUAUGGAGAAUCUGUGGCAGAGUCCGGUUCAGUGCCUAUUGUGCGCGACAGAGACGAGGCCACGGACAGAGAAAAGCAUGGCUAAGCAGGCGUUAAUAAGUCAUCUGGAGUCGACUAACACCCCGCAGCCAAGGAUUAGGCUAACAGUCGCAUUGAAGGGGACCGGCAGGCAGUAUACUUCGAACUAACUACUGGAUCAUGACUAAGAGACAGUCAUUAUUACUGGGUGAAGAAUAUCAAGCACCUCUUAAAGGUCCUGUGGAACCGCAAUACUUCUUCUGCUGCACCACCUGUGAAUGGUAAUAUACUUGUCAACAGUUGCCCUCUACGACGGACCACGCGGUAAUUACGUACUUUUACGAUAUCACAGCGAGCCCAUAGUCUUGGUUUCGAAGUUCGACAGCUGACAGGAUGACUCUGUCUUUUCAGGACAGAGAGUCAGGCUGCAAUGACUCCCUCCAAAUGUGAACUUUAUGGUCGUCCAACCCACUUUGAGUCCGAUUUGGCCCCUGGCCAGUUUUGGUAAAAACCUUGUCCAUCGUGCGCGGACAGGGCGUCUGUGGCACAAGCAGAAGGGCCGCUCAGCUUUUUCAGUCACCGCAUCCGAUCCCACCUCCAGUCUUUUUGACUAUUCCUCGACAUCGGGUUCAGGUGGAUGAGAGAGGAAUGUGCACGGCAGAUGCAGCGCAAGUCCAUUAUUACUAGAAACUAUCUCAUGUGCAAGUCCCCGCCCACGCGCUCACCCUGGUGUGGGGCACAUGGUGUAAACCGUCAAUAACGACAGCCGAACAGCUACCUGCUGGCAGUAAAAAAGCAGUCAUGUAUGCUAUUACCGACAAAGACAAGGGAGACUGGAAUGGCCAUUUCCGGCUUAUUAGCCGUUUUCAGCCGGUCAUACCCAACCCCGAAGCGUGGAAGACCGGGGGCUUGAACUCGCGAUCUGUUUGUUACGAGUUCAACGCUUCUAACCACUGGGCCACGGACCCGUUGUCCUGUCGGUUUUAGUGAGCGCCCCCUACCAUUUUACAUUCCCGAUCGAAAUCGACAGGACAACGGGCUCGUGACCCAGUGGUUAGAGGCGUUGAACUUCUGAUUAACAGGUCGUGAGUUCGAGCCUCAGGUGUUUCACUUUUCGGGUUAGUAUGACUAGCUGACGACGGCUAAUAAGCGAGAAAUGGUCAUUCCAGUCUCCCCUGUCUUUGUCGACAAUAACAUACUGCCUAUAACAUGCACCGUUGUGCGGCUGCUGGUUGGGGCUCGAGAGAGAGAGCCCGUAAGGCACGACGGAAGGAGUGAAUUCCGUACGAACUAUCGGUGAGCGCCCCCCACCAAAUAGUCGUGUUUCAGCUAACAUUUGGUGAAACAGGGAUUGGGAAACAAAAAAAGAUUUACUAAGAGUAUUUUUGUACCUCGUUUUAUUAAUAACUGCGAAACCUCGAAGCAAUAAGCACGCAUGCAGCACUAAUGCACUAUUGUCAUCCCGUUUUUUGUCCCCUCCCUACAAACCCUCUGUCAACAGCACGGAUUUAAAAGUACUGCAGCGACCGACUUUGUGUUUUAACGCUUGUUCUAUAUUGUACAUUGUAUCAUUUUGGAUAGCGAAAAACCAGAUCAUUUAUAUGAGCAGCAAAGCAGACUGAACAUUCAGCACAUGGCAGGAUACAAAGAUUUUCAAACCAGACAUGAACUUAGCGCUAACGGAGCUUAGUUAGAUCCCUGUGGCAUACUCUUCUGCUAGAAAUUGCUUGUCGGAACGGCCCACGCCUCGCAUACUUGACAGCAGUCUGAUCUGGGUUUUUCUAAAUACAAACACAUGGCGUCAAAAGCACACCCGCGAUAGGUGCAUUAAAUUUUCGCAUCGAUUUCUGCCGCUGUGAGUGCUCGCGUUUACAGUGAAACGUGACAUACUCUCUGCCUUUGUGUGUGUGUGUUCUCACAGAGCAAAGGAAAUUAGGAGUGCCCUACGAGUGAGCAGAAUGAUUUCUGCAUUUUUACGGCAAGGGAAAUGUUUCUAUUUGUCUACUGCGUGAACUCAUUACCGGAUACAAACCUCCACUCCUCAUCGGGAGAUUUGAAUAAACUGGAUUUACGUUUAGCGUAAAAUUUUGAUAACCCAUGCCUGUGUAUUAUGGUGGCGGCAGAUCACGCUUCGCUCAAGAUCUACGGCUGUUGGGCUGUAAUUGGUCUGCUAGCAGCCGCUUGCGUAAAUAGCGUAAUAGCUUUAUCUGUAUUUCUUGGGAGCUACUUACAACUUUGGAACACAUGGAGUGCAAGUAGAGUUUACCUAUAAUGACAACUGCUUCCUUUGACACAAUGUACUAGGCCUUUUUGACCAGAGGAGACAAGCUUAUCUACAGACCUAUACAAGUGCACUGGAGAAAUGCUGUGGGCUAUAAUUCGGAAGUAGUAGCCUUCCUUCCCUUCCAUGUGAACUGAUUCUUGGAAUAAGGGCCUUGGCGUCUACAGCCUUUAAUUGUUCUUAUAGAGGAAACGAUUUCAUUUUGACAAGGACAACUAGCAGCGAUGAAGCUAUGGUUCAACGAAAACGAUAAAUGCAGACGUUAUAAUCGCAUGCAAUGAAUCUGCAGUCGAUCUAUCCUGAUUGCGGGACGGAACAGAGCACCUUCGUUCGACCUUGGAAAGCAGUAUUCAUGGCCUUCUUGGGAGGAGGGGUAGCAAGUAGUCAGAAAAGUUCGUUCCAGUUUUCAUGUCCUUGUAAGCAGAACUUCCUGGACAUCGACUAAUAAUCAUCAUACACCGUUUGGGCGGGCCGUAAAGGCCCGUAUCCAAGGCAAAGCAGAAAUGCAUAAUGUCGCCCGCAGUCGGGAUAACUUCUGAAUGCCACUUCCAUGUGACAUGACGCGUGCCGCAGCGUUGUUUUGAAGAAGUCGUUUAACCAUCAAUUGACUCAGUUUCUGAGCUCGAGUCUGAAGUUGUGAGCUUGAUGUAUCGCUUGCUGAUGGCAGCAGCCACCGCAGUGUCCCCACCGUUGUCGGCAAAACUCCUCUGGGUAUCGUAGUCGUUGAACUGGGUGCUUACUACGACAGCUUCACAUCCUCCGAAGACAUGUCGGUGUAAUUGGCAAGGGAUGUCACUAAGAAGCACGAGAAAACGGAAAAAUAGCUCAAGUCACUUUCUCUGCUCUCACCCCGCCGUAGAGCACACAGUGGAAAUUGUCGAAAUCGACGGCCGAACUGUCACCUUUGCACAGGUCGCAGGAACAGGCCUAGACGUGAUUCAGUUACAAUGUAUGCAUAUAAUUUAAUCUGAGUAUAAGCUACCUGGAGCCCCUCACUGAUCGGCUCACCGUCCCUUUGCACUUCACUCAGUGACCGGUGCACCACUAUUUCUCAUAACUGAACGCUCGAGAGCAUGUGUGCGUGCUUUUUCGGGUCAAGGUUCUUCACACCUUCUUGUGAAUGCUUCCAGACGUGUUUACCCGGCAAACCGAGGUUCUGCAGUGACUGAUUCCGAUACAAACGCACAUGUACACUUACACAGUCGCAGUCGUCAGUACUUCAUGUGACGCGACACGCAAACUAGGAGACUCGUUCUGAAUUCGACUCCCAAAAGUCUGCACUAAAGGUCAAACUCGAAUACACUCUCGCAGGUACGACUUCACACGCACCCUUGGUCUCCACUUGUCGGCUCUACAUCUGAUGUCUUUCAUCUUUCACCGGCAAAGCCAGAGUUGAUCUGGCUUUCCCGCCAGUUAAAAUACAUCGUAGGUUGGGCUGAAUUAGGCCAAGCCCUUCCUUAUCGCCCGCCCCCUCGCACAGAACGUCAGUUGUUGCUCUGAGCGAGACAGAGAGCAGCCAUUGGCUCAUGGCGUGCAGUGAUCGGGCUGUGAGCCCUUAACUACUGUCGUAUGUUUGUGCGGUACACGCACAUUGAGCCAUCCACACUAUGCCAGACCUUACACCCAACUUUAUUGCAAGUCAGUAGAAGUGUUCAGACAGGCAACUAGUGCAUGGGAGGGAGAAGCGAGGUAGAUUGUCUUGUGAUUUUCGGCAUGAAGAUAUUCUUCUUUUAUUGAACGAAAAAAAUCGUAGUUGGGGAGUAAAAAUCGGCGGCAGAAUGCACGAACCAACGAAAUGCCAGGUCAACAGUUGGGUAGUAGAAAGUGAGAUAAAAUUUCGAAGCGUGCAUGAUUUUUUUCAACUCCUGAUUUGAAGCAUUUCAGUGUAAAGAGACUAGGCAAGAUUGAGUAGGCAUAACUGAUGUACAGUCGACCUCCGGUAUUCGCAGAGAUUAUGGAGCACAGCUGUUCGCAAACAUUUGAGGCCCCUCCAAGAACGCUCGCAACUUCCUACUUUGGUGUUUAGAUACCAAACGUACCUUAAAAUUAUCAUCCUAAAACACUGUAUUAUUGUUUGCAGUGUUUACAUUUGCAAUGAUAUUUAAAAAUUUAGUAAGCCAUUUUCCUUAUCACAAAAAAAUGAAUUUAAUUGGGAAAAUAAAUGGAAAUAGGCAGAAUGGUAUUGCCGACGAAGACAAGGGAGAUUGGAAUGGCCAUUUAUGGCUAAUUAGCCGUCGUCAGCCAGUCAUACCCCAAACCCUACGUGUGGAGCAUCUGGAGCUCGAUCCCGCGACCUGUUAGUUAGAAGUCCAACACCUCUAACCACUGGGGGAAAUAAUUGACGAAUACUUUAGUUAGGGUCCACUUAAAGAAAGGAAAUCCGCAAAUACUGAACUAUGAAUACGCAGGGGCCAACUGUAUCGCGAAAUAAGAACGUGUAAGCAUUUCAAGCGAUACGGCGGUGGGAACAUCAGGCGAGCUAGGCCACCCGUACUAUAGGUGGUCUGAAAGAUAUUUUAAGAGGGAGUGGGUGGUUAUGAGUCAGCCUGUCGGGGUACGGUAGGUCGACACUUGGAUAUUUUCCAAAUUAAAUACAGAGACGACAGUUAUAGUACAGCCUCUAUUGAGGCAGAGGCGAAAAUCGUUCUCACCAUCCGACCGCGUCGUUCGCACUAAGAAGUAUGCGCCCGGGCUUUGUACGGAUGCGACCAAUCAAUGAAGGAAAAGUUUCAAUCACGGUCACGGCGUCAAACUGCCGAGAGCUGAGGCGCACGUGAGAAAGCAGCGCUUGACAAGCGUACUAAGCCGACCGAGAACGGCCACGCCGACAAGCCCGAGAGCAAACUGCCACAGUGCCCCACGUCUUUCCUACUUUCCCCGGCCGUAACGCACGAUUCAGUCAUAUGCACCUGGAUGUCGUGGGCCCCUUGCCUACAUCCAGUGGCUAAACUCACCCUCUUACCUGCGUUGAUAGGUUCACCCGCUGGGCUGAAGCCAGUCCUCUGAAUGUGCAAGAUGAAACGGUCGUGACGGCCACCGCCAUUCGUUAGGUCGCCAUUUUCAGUGCCUCAUACACAGUUAAGACAGAUUAUGGUGCCCAGUUUGAGUCUGCUUUCUUCCAAACCCUCCUCAAUUUUCUUGGCUGCACGCGGAUUCGGACGGCAGCCUUCCACCCAGUUGUCAGCAGUAUGGUUGAGCGUUUCUUUCGCCAAAUAAAGACCACCCUGCGUGUCGCAGAAGACCAGGGAAACUGGUCAGACAACCCGCCCCUCGCACUCCUCGGCAUUCGAGCGGGUCUGAAGUCGGAUUUUGACUGAAGCGCAGCAGAAUUUGUUUUCGGCAGUAUCCUCCGACUGCCAGGCGAGGUGGUCACCCCAACCUCUUUUGGUGCCGACGAGACCACUUACAAUUUUUUGCACUGUCCGCGGCAGUUUAUGCACUCGCAUUCCUUGGUUUCACCUCGAACUUCAACAACCAAGUCUUAAGUUGAAAAAACGCUUGGGUUCGAUAACCUUUACUGCUGGGGAAGUGUGUACACAAAGGCUCUGCAAGAACCUGCCGCGAGCUGUCUCUCUAGGCAAGUUAUGCCUGUAUCAGCCGUUGAGGUGCCUAGAACCCAGCGUGUGUGCGCGCCUUUUGCUCUGCCUCAGUGUCCGCCGGCAAAUUAGAGAAGGGACAGCGUAGAUUCUCCUCGAGCACUCGCGGGGCUAGCCACGAGCCUCGCGCGUACCGGCAGCGAAUUGACAGGGAGUGUCAGGCGGGCAGGAGGACAGUGUGACAAAACGGCGGAGAGCGAAGAGGCGUGGACUGUCAGAUACUCACCGUACGGAGAGCCGUCUGGUGUGAUCGCACGCAGCAUCAAGACCUGCAGGAUUCUUCGCGGUGAGAAGGAGGACGUGGUCAGCAUCGAUUGGAUCAGGACUGUUGUUGCGCAGGAACCACCGGGCUUGCCACGAAGACAAGUGUGCUGACUCCAAAACCCGUUUACCUCCUCCCCCGCUGUCCCCUUCUACCUCAGCUUCCCUACACCCUUUUCCUUCCCCUCCCUUACCCUCUGUCUCGCCGUCCCGCAUACUUCCUCGCCCUACAUGCCCACAGCAUCCAACUACAACCCCAUCCUCCUCCACCGUAGUACGCACUCAACCCUCUCCAACAGUACCUCCUGCUUGCAUAAAUCUCAGUGGCCGUCACGUCCACUUCCCUUGUUGUUUAGUUAGGCAUUUCCUCUAGACUUAUGCAUAUCCUUCACCGCCGUUGGUCACCAUCAUCUUCAUCAUCUCUGCCACAACCUACGCGGCGGCGGUGGCGACGCGACCACCACAGCCCCCACUCUCACUACCGGACAAAACUCUCUCGACGAUCCGCCAACCACCACCCUCAUAAUUCCCACUCCCAUCUCCAGCGAUGUGGACUCGGUCCCAAUCUACCCCUAUCAAAGUCGCAAAUUAACCUCGCGCAUCGGCCUGAUCGGUCACCUGCGGGCCAAACGCACAGGGACUGGGACGUCAGUGCCUGGUUCACCGCUGUAA